Lepisosteus oculatus (spotted gar) is the source of this 1664-nucleotide messenger RNA. RefSeq names its product 2-oxoglutarate and iron-dependent oxygenase domain containing 1 (gene ogfod1). The record is from RefSeq and is a predicted model, not a curated record. Lineage: Eukaryota; Metazoa; Chordata; Actinopteri; Semionotiformes; Lepisosteidae. Gene Ontology annotation, biological process: peptidyl-proline hydroxylation; regulation of translational termination. Gene Ontology annotation, cellular component: cytoplasm. Gene Ontology annotation, molecular function: peptidyl-proline dioxygenase activity; L-ascorbic acid binding; iron ion binding.
UCCAAAUGUGAUGCGGUUAAGCUGCGACUUGCUGGACUCCGUGUGAAAGGACGAUAGAACUUGGAGAAUGAGUUCAAAAAGAAGGCAACAGGACGAUGAGACACAGGAUCGGGAUAAGAAGAAAAAGAAGGAAAGGCGAGAAGCGUCAGCGGAGCUUUUUAAAUUGAUUGAAGACGCGGAGGUUAAAGACAGAACAAGGGAGGCGUGGAGUAAGAAAGAGUGCUUUUCACAUGGGGGACAGAUCGAGCUGGACUGCCAGCCCUUCCCGCACUGCGUGAUCCGCAACUUCCUCCAGAGCCAGAGCUUCCUGGAGGGUCUUCGGCAGGAGCUUCUGGAUCUCAGCUUCCAGGAGAAGUCCAACGACCUGUACAAAUUCAAACAGUCGGGUGACUUGAAGAAGAGGAACGAUGCCCACAUUGCCAGUUUAAGGUCCGCACUGUUCCAGCAGUUCCGCUCCUGGCUGUCAGACGUCCUGCAGGUGGAGCUGGAGGCCACCGUGGACAUUUCCUGUGCCCAGUACGAGUACACAGAUGUGCUGCUGUGCCAUGACGACGAGCUGGAAGGGAGGAGGGUAGCCUUCAUUCUCUAUCUGGUCCCUCCCUGGGACAGCAGUGACGGAGGCACUCUGGACUUGUACGGCACAGACAGGAAUUAUCAGCCCGAGCAGAUAGUGAAGUCCUUGGUGCCCUCGUGGAACACCUUAGUCUUGUUUGAGGUCUCGCCAGUCUCCUUCCACCAGGUCUCGGAAGUGCUCUCGCAGGGAAAGGGCCGCCUGUCCGUGAGCGGCUGGUUCCACGGGCGCUCCCUGGACAGACCGCCGCGCCAAUUGGAGCCCGCGCUGGCGCGCAGCCCCCACCGCCCGCGGGACGAGGCGCUGCUGUACGAGUGGAUUAACCCAGUGUAUCUGGACAUGGCGUACCAGGCCCAGGUACAGGAGGAGUUUGAGGACACUUCUGAGAUCCUCCUGAAAAACUUUCUGAAGGAAGAGAAGUUUAAGAUGGUGAACGACGCUCUGCGAGAGACAGACAUCGAGUGGGUGAGAAGGGGACCUCCCAACAAGAGGUGCUACAGGCUGGCCGAGGAGGCUGUGCUGCCCUCGUGUGUGAGCCAGUGCUGGGAGCUGCUGUCCUCGGAGCCCUUCUUCCUGCUGCUGUCCAACUUCACCGGCCUCAAGCUGCACUUCCUGGCCUCGGGGAGCGAGGAGGACGAGGAGGACGGAGCACGCGAUGAGGGGCAGCCGGCUGGGGCUGAACGGGAACUUCACCCAGAAGGAAGCCGCGAGGAGCCCGGCGUGCCCGGCGUGCCUGUCUGCCGGGGGGAGCUGCAGCGCUGGAGCCAUGGGGACUACACCCUCAUCCACGACACCGACCUGGAGAACUCCGAGUUCGCCCUGGACCUGCUGCUGCACUGCGGCUGCGAGGACUGGCAGCCAGAGUUCGGAGGAUUUACAUCCUACAUUGCCAGCGAAGAGGAUGAGGAGCUCCUUACGAUAUUCCCAGAGAACAACUCCCUUGGGCUGGUGUACAGAGACAAGGAGACCCUGAGGUUCGUCAAGCAUAUUAAUCACCGGAGCCUGGGAGAGCCUCCACGAAGUCCUCACGCACAGAGCUUUUACCGCUUUUCCUUCGUGUACUACGAGUGACAUAAAGGACACAAAUCCAGAA